This is a messenger RNA of Hyla sarda, 1350 nucleotides long. Its product is annotated as N-formyl peptide receptor 3-like. Gene Ontology annotation, molecular function: complement receptor activity; N-formyl peptide receptor activity. The transcript has 4 exons. The record is from RefSeq and is a predicted model, not a curated record. NCBI's taxonomy places the organism in Eukaryota, Metazoa, Chordata, Amphibia, Anura, Hylidae. The coding region runs from base 1 to 1350 and encodes 449 amino acids. Gene Ontology annotation, cellular component: plasma membrane. Gene Ontology annotation, biological process: complement receptor mediated signaling pathway; phospholipase C-activating G protein-coupled receptor signaling pathway; positive regulation of cytosolic calcium ion concentration.
AUGGAAGCUUCGGGUAACAGGAGCUGGCACAAUGGCUACCUCAAGGUUGACCAAUUUCUCUGGAUCUGCCCAUUUGGUUCGUGUAGGGUUGGAGACACCUCUGUUCGUGUCAGGGACUGUCCAAAGCAAGAGAGGUUCGCUAUGAGUAUUUGCUACAGGGUAGUUCCUGACACGGACAGAGGUGGAAGCAAAGAGCACUGCCGUCAGACUGGAAAGAACUACACAACUUUCCCCAGGGUUCUAGGGAAAGGAUGUGAGGUGUACACCAUAGGUUUUGAUUUCCUAACUGGAAAACCCAACAUGGAAUGGAAUAAUGACACUUCUCAAAACAAGACAGACUAUUAUGGGGAUUAUGUUUUGGACAUAGAAGAUGAGGACAACAAUGAAUAUACUUUCACUGAUCCAUACGUUUAUAUACCCACAAUGUGCAUCAUAUGGUACAGUGUCACUUUAGUUUUGGGGGUCAUCGGAAAUGGUUUGGUCAUCAUUUUCAUUGCCGGUUUCAGGGUAAAGACUGUCAACACCGUGUGGUUCCUAAACCUGGCCAUCGCUGAUCUCAUCACUUGUUUGUCUCUUCCUUUGCGAAUUUCCGAGUGGGCUUUGUUCUGGGAGAUUCCUUACGAUAAUUUCUUGUGUAAGGCCGGUAUUACUAUUUUGUUCCUAAAUAUGUUAUGCAGUGUGUAUUUUAUGACCAUCAUCCACAUUGAUCGAUGUGUUUGUAUUUUUUGGCCAAUAUGGACCAAACUUUACAGGACCCCUCGGUUGGCAGCCAUCAUUGCUUUACUUAUUUGGAUAUUGAGUCUUCUCAUAAGUAUCCCUUAUGUGGUGUUUAACCAUGCCUUUGAGGAUGUAACUGAGUGCUAUCCAAAAUAUUCCAGAUCUAACGAAAAUCAUACGUUAAAAAAACGGAAAGCCAUGUUCAUAACCAAAAAUAUCACCAUGUUUGCCUUCCCUUUUGCCAUUAUUCUCACAUCCUAUCUGCUACUUUUUUUCAAGUUGAGAAAAAUUAAGAAAUCUAGUAGAUCCCGGCGGCCUCUUCAAGUCAUCACCUCUGUCAUAGUAUGUUUCUUCAUAUGCUGGUUUCCAUAUAACACAUGGCCAUUUGUAAAAUUCAGUGACCAAUUAAACAGAAUAGAUAUGGUCAUUACGGAAGUAUCGAUCUGCCUGGCUUACUUCAGCAGUUGCAUCAACCCCAUUCUUUACAUUAUAUUUUCCCGAGAUUUUGGAAAAAAUUUUAGGAGGUCCAUACCGUCCAUGUUGGAGAAAGUUCUUAAUGAAAGGUCAGACAUUGAUUGUGGGGUCAGUACAGUUACCACCAAUGCUGUAAACCAUGGUCCUUUACUCCUAUGA